UUCUACAUAAAAAUACAGACUUUCUUCUUCUCCUUCUUCGUCUUCUACUUUAUUCCUGGUUCAGUUUCAAAUUUUUUUGCUGCUUCAUUUUAUCAUAUUUGUGUCAGAAUACUGAACUGAACUAGAGGACUGAGACUUGGGAUUCAGUUCUCUCUCUCUCUCUCUCUCUCUUAGGGCUUUUUUUUUUUUUUUUUCUCUAGCUGUGUUUUUUCUUUUUCGUUUUUUGGAAUUUUAAGUGGAAUAGUCGGCGAAGUUUGAAAGCAUGAGGAAGAAGCUUGAUACUCGUUUCCCGGCUGCUCGUAUUAAGAAGAUUAUGCAAGCUGAUGAGGAUGUUGGGAAGAUUGCCAUGGCUGUGCCUCUUCUAGUCUCUAAAGCUUUGGAGCUAUUUCUGCAAGAUCUAUGUGAUCACACAUAUGAAAUUACUUUGAAGAGAGGAGCAAAGACCAUGAAUUCUUUGCAUUUGAAACAGUGUGUCCAGACAUUUAAUGUUUUUGAUUUUCUGAGGGAUAUUGUCAACAAGGUUCCUGAUCUAGGUGGUUUUGAUGCUGCUGAUGAAGAUCGUUCUGCUGCCAAAAGAAGGAAAGUUACUGACGAUGAUGAAAAUGACAGUGAUGAUGAGUCCAAGAGAAGUGGGAUGCUGGAGGCUGGCCACUCAACCAGCAGUGGCAGAGGAAGGGGUAGGGGCAGAGGUAGAGGUCGUGGGCGUGGUAGUCGAACAGUAGAGAGGGAGGUGACUGCACACUCUGAGAAGUUUGAAGAUGAUUCCGAAAUUUCCAAGCACAAUCAAGGCCUUGAGAGGCUCAAUAAUUGGGCAGAAACCGAGGAUUCAAAGGAGCAAAUUCUAGCUGGUAAAGGUGAAGAAGCGCCAAUUCGAAAUUUUGACUUGAAUGUGGUCUUGGAUGAGAAUGGGGACUUGGAAACUGUAGCUGCUGGCUCCGGCAGUUCAUGUGCUGAGCUCGUUCCGGAAACGAAACAUCAUGAAUACCCUGGCUGGUCCUUACCUGACAUGGAAAAGAUGGCCAUUGAUCCUAUUCAACUCGCCAACUUUAGUAGAAGAAUAGAAGAGGAUGAGGAAGAUUACGAUGAAGAGGGUUGAAUGAUCAUGUGUCAGUACUGGUGUUUGUAGUUACUUACCCCAAAUAGGUUAGCAGUUGUUAUUUUCAGAUGUACAAGUAGGUUUCAGGUUAAUAUUGCUCUGACAGAGGGUUGAGGAGUAGGAAAUAGGAAUAUGAACAAAAACUGCAAACACCAUUCUUGGGUAGAAUGAAACCUUAGUUAUUUUGGGCAUCUUUAGACGUUUGUAUUAUAUGCAUCUGUAUGGUUUAGUGACAGCUUCAAGCCUAGUUUCUUCCUGUAGCAAUGGCAGAUUUGAUAUGUUUCAGCAAACAA
Molecule: messenger RNA, 1389 nt
Organism: Juglans regia (Persian walnut)
Lineage: Eukaryota; Viridiplantae; Streptophyta; Magnoliopsida; Fagales; Juglandaceae
Product: dr1-associated corepressor-like
Exons: 6
Coding region: 263-1096 (277 amino acids)
Biological process (GO): regulation of DNA-templated transcription
Cellular component (GO): nucleus
Molecular function (GO): protein heterodimerization activity
Source: RefSeq, a predicted model, not a curated record